GGGCCGACGUGCGGGGAGAAGGGUGGAGGCGCACACCUGGGCUCCCCAGCUCCCGGGCGGGGGCGGGCGUUAGGACCGAAGCGGCGCACCUGUUGGCGGGCUCUCGGGGCCCCGCCCGCCCUCCUCCCCCCGGUGCUGGGCCGGCUGGUGCUCGGGCGAGGGACAGCGAGAGCAGAGGGCCCUGGCGCGGCGGUGGCAGUGGCAGUGGCAGCGGCAGUGGCAGCGGCAGCGGCGUCCGGGGCGCACCAUGGCCGAGCUGCUGUGGAGCCUGCAGGAUUCCCAGCUCGUCGCCCGCUUCCAGCGCAGCUGCGGGCUCUUCCCGGGCCCGGAGGAAGCCCCCCGGGAGAACAGCGCCGGCCUCGCGGACGGCGUGGCGCGGGCUCCCGGGGUCGGUCACCACCUCGCGGCCAACGACAAGGGCGGCGGGGGACCGGCCAAUGGGCUGCGCGGAGUCCAGGCCCCGCAGGCUUAUGUGCAGAAGUACGUUGUGAAGAAUUAUUUCUACUACUACCUAUUCCGAUUUUCAGCCGCUUUGGGUGAAGAAGUGUUCUACAUCACAUUUCUUCCAUUCACUCACUGGAAUAUUGACCCUUAUUUAUCCAGAAGACUGAUCCUCAUAUGGGUGCUGGUGAUGUAUAUUGGCCAGGUGGCCAAGGAUAUCUUGAAGUGGCCCCGCCCCUUUUCCCCUCCCGUCGUGAAACUGGAGAAAAGAAUGAUUGCUGAGUUUGGAAUGCCCUCUACCCACGCCAUGGCGGCCACUGCCAUUUCCUUCACCCUCCUCAUCUCUACCAUGGACAGGUACCAGUACCCCUUCGGCCUGGGGCUGGUGAUGGCUGUGGUGUUCUCCACGCUGGUGUGCCUCAGCAGGCUGUACACGGGGAUGCACACGGUGCUGGAUGUGCUGGGUGGCGUCCUCAUCACCGCAGUCCUCAUCGUCCUCACCUACCCUUCCUGGACCCUCAUCGAUCGCCUGGACUCAGCCAGCCCCCUCUUCCCCGUGUGCGUCAUAGUGGUGCCCUUCUUCUUGUGCUACAAUUACCCCGCGUCGGAUUACUACAGCCCGACCCGGGCGGACACCACCACCAUCCUGGCCGCCGGGGCCGGGGUGACCAUAGGAUUCUGGAUCAACCGCUUUUUCCAGCUCGAGUCGGAGCCCCUGGACUCACGGCCCGUGAUCCAGCACAUCCCCCCACUCACCGCCGACGUGCUGGUUCUGGGUCUGACCAAAUUCGCCGUGGGAAUCGUGUUGGUCCUCCUGGUUCGCCAGCUGGUGCAAAAGCUCUCGCUGCAGGUGCUGUUCUCCUGGUUCAAGGUGGUCACCAGGAACAAGGAGGCCAGGCGGAGACUGGAGAUCGAAGUGCCUUACAAGUUCGUCACCUACACGUCUGUCGGCAUCUGUGCGACCACCGUGGUGCCCAUGCUGCACAGGUUCCUGGGGUUGCUCUGAGGCCCAGGCCGCUGGAAGCAAGCCCCCUGGAUGAGAGCCAGGAUGUGGGAAAGUUGUGGGGUGGGCAAGUCUUGACAACACAUUUUAUUUUGAAGAAAUUCUUUAAGUCACAUGUCUGUUUUGCUGAUAGCCAUGAUAAAUGCUGUUACUGUACGGGGAGGGGGGUGGGUGUUGACUUGUCUCGGAGGAGCAUUAGUUGGGAAGGGUCAUGCCACAUGGGAAGCCAGGCUGAAACUCAAACUCAAGUUCUUGAAGGGUCCCCACCCUCCCUGGGUGUCAACUUGGACACUAGACCAAGUCAGGGGCUGGUGGGAACAGUGCCCACAGCCACACCUGGCUCUGGAGAGGUGGACAGGAUCUGGGGGGCUGGGGGGCGGGCCUUUCUCCUGGGGACAGCCUUGCCCACGCUGAGUCUCCUUUCCCAAACUGGAACUUUGGUCCAGGAGAAAGGGCGGCACCCUGGAAAACUGCAUUCCUUACAGUGACUCUCUUGUCAUUAUGAUCAAAUUAGCCUGUAGCGUCCCAGUCUCUGCAGGUGUGAAUAUUGAAACAGGGGUCUGCCCUUCCCGGUGUGUGCAUUUGCGGGGACUCCAGGCACCAUCGCUACGCUCUUCUGAUCCGUGGAACCCCCUGGCUGCUCCUGCCGCACCGGGCAGGUGGCGGUGAGCCUUCCUCAACAGCAGGUACCCCCGAGCUUCUCUCAGUGCCCUGCUCUCUCCUGCUUCAGAGGAACUUGGGAUAAGCCCUCUGCCCAUCUCCAGCUUCUCUUGCUUCCUUACAGACUGUUGUCUGCAUGUGAAAGUGGAUCCAGAGAGGAACAGAGAAUGUAACUCCCCCUGGAGCCUGACACAGAGAGACUCAGCCUCAGGCAUGGCCUGUCCUGACAUCGCUCCUCCAUUUCUCCGUUACUUUCUGUCCGUGUUUCUCUCUACCAAAUAGAAUCAGGGGCCCCCUUUCUGUCUCCCCCCCCCCCAUCUCUUGGCAAUCUUCAGGGUAAUUAAUGCAAGAGUAACAGUCAGCCUCUUUUGGGAAAACAAGCCAAGCAAACACAAUAGCCUUUGCACGGAGGGUGUGUCCUCGGGACGCGCAGGCAGGUGACCCACACCAGGGGCUUCUCUCGCAGGCCGCCUUUCCGGUUACUGAGAGUAAGAAACACGUAGCAACAAUUUUUCUCAGAAGUUAGUGUAAAUACGUAGUUAACAAAGUACCUUUUGUGGUCCAGUGCUGGAGCCACCGCCGUGGCAAUUUAUAACCCUCGCGCGUCUGGGCCGAGCACACGCUGGGGGAACCGAGCCUGCCCGGGGAGCGCGGCUCUUACCUCCGCGACCUGCGUGGAAGCGGACACCGCCGAUCUCUGUCCUGCCCUCCCACGUGUUCCCGGGCCUCAUGGCUGGAAUGGUCUUUCGUGUUUGAUUUAGUGCUCCAGUUUCUUGAGAAUAAUUUUUAGUAAAACAUCCUGUUCUUCCUUCAAAUUCUCCUCACAUUUUUCAGUUAGAAGGCAGGGAUAAAAAUGGGCCGCCAAUCGACUGUUUUUGCAUCAUACUGACUGGUGUUCGUGGCACCACGCGUUGGGGUGGGGGGCGGUGCUUGGGGCCCUCCGCCCCGCCCCUGCCCCUGCCCCCAGUGCAGUGGGUGAGGCGCUUUCCAUUCCCCGAUGCCAAACCACUGGGUAAUUAUGCAAAAUCAUUUCAGUUGAUUUGUCUGAAGCCACCCGACAAAAGCAUUAGCCUUUGCCACUUGCACCGUUUGUCGUCACAAGCACUGGGGGUUGGCGAUCCAUCGGUGGCCUCCCAACAGCAGGAAGGCCAGUCCGCUAUCCUGAGGUCCUCAAGGCUGCAUUUGCGCAGUUUGGACUGAGCCCUCGCACACCGAAGAACGAGCCAGGGAUUGUCAGGGUUGGCCGCUUUUUCAAGUAUCUUCUUACAGCAACUGGAGGCUAAAGAGUGUGCGUGGAUGAGGCCAAGCUCAGUCUCUGCGCUCCCGCUUGUCUGCUUCUCGCACUGAUAGUCUCUCCCCGCUCAGCCUUUCCCAUCCGCACAGGCCCUUCUGAGUUUGCCUGGGUCCACUGUGAAGAUGCUUUGAUUUUCUCUCUGGGGAAAGACUGCCCCCUGCUGGUCUACCCUCAGUCUUGCUCCAAAGCCCCUCUCUUGAUCUCAGAACUUCAAAAAUGAUUAAAAAAAAAAAAUUAUCAAUACUUAAGAAAAAUCAAUAGGAUAAAGAAAUUUGAAAAAAUGCAACUACCAUCAAAAUUUUAAAAAAUGAACUCGAAAGGCAAGCUCACCGUGAUGUAUCCAGUAGAGGCCAAAGAUCCUCCAGCCUAUAGCCAACCCUACCCUUGGAACCUGUGACACCAGAGCCCUCCGGAUCAUUGGCCCCUGCAGGAGCCGGGUGGGGGGGGCGGGGGGGGGCGUGGGACCAGACGCCUGUUUCCUCCUUGCCCCCAUCUGGCCCCCAGCCCACCACUGCUCUGGCCCAGGGCAUCCUUUCUGUAACCAUCCCUCCAAGGAGUGUUCCUUUUGUGCCAGUUUUGCUCAGACCUGCGCCGUAACGGAAUACGCAGAAGAGACGCAGACAAGACUCCUGAACGGACGCUCCACAGCACGCCUGACGGUCGCGCCGUGACGUGGGGUCUUCCUGCUUGGAGAGGCGGCUGAGACUUCCCGAGAGUUAUCAAAGCUUGUGGUGUCGCAGGGCCAUAUGCUCUGGUUUCUAUUUUGGAAGCUUUCAGCCGUCUUGCUUAUGUACUGUUAUGUAAAUUUAUUCUUUUAAAAAUAAAAUCUUUUUUUUGUUUGA
Molecule: messenger RNA, 4240 nt
Organism: Phyllostomus hastatus (greater spear-nosed bat)
Lineage: Eukaryota; Metazoa; Chordata; Mammalia; Chiroptera; Phyllostomidae
Gene: SGPP2
Product: sphingosine-1-phosphate phosphatase 2
Exons: 5
Coding region: 248-1447 (399 amino acids)
Biological process (GO): phospholipid dephosphorylation; sphingosine metabolic process
Cellular component (GO): endoplasmic reticulum membrane
Molecular function (GO): sphingosine-1-phosphate phosphatase activity
Source: RefSeq, a predicted model, not a curated record